GAUCGCCGGGACAGGCUGGUAGUGCGUUCACGCUGCACCUACGAUUCAGUACGAAUCUUGCUACCGAGCAGCCGGCCGCAUCUUAGGGCACCUCGCCGCAUCUUAAGAUCGCCCCCCAUUUCGUUAAGAUUCCGCAGAAACUCGGUGUGUGUGCGAGUGUGUGCCGAGGGCACCUUUCGAUCAAAAUUCGCUCCGUGUGACGCGUGACACAUCGUCGUGCCACUGGCGUUUGGUGUUAGAACGGAAGCCGCGAAAACGAACCACGCGAGUGAAGUGAAUUUCGUGAAGUUUCGUCCCCCUCGGGAAAGAAGAUCGGUGCGGCGGCGACGGCGCGUGGCGUGCAGUGAAUCGAUCAUCAUCAUCAUUCGCCGUCAUUUGGGGACGAUCGAGCGGCCCGAAGGAAGGACUUCAAUUCUGGUGCAAGAUGGGAACGUUCGCGUAUCUCACGAUCGCGGUGCCGCUCGUGCUGAUAGUGACGGUAGCGGUGACCUUCGCCCAGGAUCCAGCAUCGUUGUCACGGCCUUUCAAUGAUGGAUCGUUCAAGUUGACCACCAGGACGAGCUUCUCCUGCGCAGGACGGGUUGCCGGCUAUUAUGCGGACGUCGAAACCGGCUGCCAGAUCUAUCACAUGUGCGAUGGCCUCGGGCGACAGUUCAGCUACGCCUGUCCCAACACGACGCUCUUCCAGCAGCGGAUGCUCAUCUGCGACCACUGGUACAUGGUGAACUGUUCCAAGGCGGAGAGCAACUACGCCGCCAACCUGUUGAUCGGCCAACGUGACAAACCGUUCGUGCCGGAGGAGGAAAACGAAAUUCGAACGCCGAGACCGGACCUGCUCGAUCGUCCGGAUGCUCUCGACUUUGGUGGUCCAUCACUCAAGAACUUUUUCAAGUCCAAUGCACCGGCGCUGCAGAAUGCUAUCUUCGAUGCUCAGGCUCGUAACCGACCGGGAGUGAUCGCAGCCACCAGCACCGGUAAGGCGGCCAGCACCAAGAAGACCUCGAACGCCGAAAUCUUCCAGGAGAGUGCCAGCAACCAUGGGUUGCCAAUUCACUGGGGAACACGGUUCGCCGAUGAGACUUCUGAUCGACGAAACUCGAGCAAUUCCACGACGGAACGGUCGGAACAGGAUCGGACACGCACCGACAACAGUAACAAACGGGAUGAGGAAAAGAAUGAAUCCCGCAACACGGUGAGCAUAGCGGUUACUGCCGCGAGUCCGUUGCCGCUUGCAAGGACGACAAUCAGUCCGGUUAGACCCUCGGUAAAGGUUCCGUCGCGUCGCUAUGAACCACCUUUCCUACCGGAAGAACUUUCACGUCGUCAGGGAUCGUCAGGGGAGUCCAUUCCAACGACACCGGCACGGUUCAACGGUGGUGCUGGUAUCACUACGACAACCACUACACGGCCUCAGUUGUCAAACACCCGGUUCAGCACAACGCGAACACCAACAACCACGGUUACGACGACGACGAGGGCUCCGAUACGUCCAAGUCAAUUCACCGCAGGACCAACGCAAGCCAAACAACCGGCACCAGUCGUUCAACAGGCUCUACCUCGUGUGCAGCCAUCGGCACAAUUCGUUCCAACCAGCACCGAAGGUACUAAGAGUGGUAGCAGCAACAUCCCAUCGUCAGAUCCCCGUCAGUCCAGUUUGGCCGCAUCGCCUAUCCUUUUCAGUCCACCAGCGGCAACGGCUGGUCUGUUCGAGAAGCGAACCCAAACCGUACCGCUUGGUAUUCGACCGGACCGUGUACCGGUUCCUUCGCGCGAUCUACUUCCACCGUUCGAGAACAUCGCCAACUUUGAUCAAAUCAAAACACGGUACACCAGCCAAUCGAUCUACACUCGGCCAUCGAUCACGGGCGAUCCAUCGGCUGGUCCGGUGAAGACAGCCAUCGACAAGCUGGCAGAUGCGGUACCGGUUCGCAUUCCCCAGCCAGCGACGAACGUCGGUGCGUCGGAUAAGAUCCCACGGCCUUUCAGUGUACCGGCGCCAGCGAAUGAUUUGUUGCCACCGCACAAAGAGUACGUGUUCCAUGAUGACGCCACAACGCAAGGGCCACCGAUCUACUACCAGUGGAAGUGGUCCGUUCCUUCGUUCGGUCUCGAUCCACCCGGAUUGGAGGCACCACCGCCACCACCACCAGCAGCAGCAGGGGCAGAAGUCCCUGGAUCCGUUCUGCUUGCUCCAACAUCCGAUGUGGAUGCUUCGGCCGCAACAUCGGUUCCGAUCGAGGUGAAACCGGAUGAAACGGAACGGUUCAUUGAACAGCUUAAUCCGACCGCACAGCAGGACCACGACGGUGAAUCGGGUUCACCGAGGCGUGGUGCCAGCCGUGAUCACAAUCAAUCGGCACGUUCGAUCUCCUCGGAGACGGGAAACUUGGGUGAGAACCGGGUGGUGGAGGUUGAGCCGAAGCGAGUGGUGCAGCUACCGCAACACAACUACCUCGCCCUGAGGCAACAGUUCGCGAUACCGGACUUUACCUUUCCGCUCGAUGGCGCCACCAUGGGAGGUCAGUAUGGGCAUGCGGAAGCGGUCGAUUCGUUUCAGGUUCGCAUUCCCAGCGAUGCGGCACCACGGACGGUCGAGGCGGUGAAGCGAUCGUGGUACGGUGAGAAUGCCCGGUGUCCGGAGUGUCAUCCCAGUUUCCUGCGGCCCGGUAGCUGUGAACCGUGUGUGAAGGUGCGUCGAUGAAAUGACGUCACACACAGAGCGUGUAGCAGAUAAUGCACUCAUCCUUCAUGCACCAUCCCAGUCCCUCAUUCGCCCUUUUGCCCCCCCCCCCCCCCCCAAACAUCAUCUUCAUCGAACCACCCGAUCCAGGAUGACAUGGAUCCGCAUUUGCCGUCGCACCUUCGUCUCAUUUCUCAUGCGCAGACACCGUUGUGCCGAUGUAAAUACACGAUUUGUACUUAAAAACACGCUAAAUAAACUCAUUUCCGUAUGUCGAUUUCAUGGGCGGCAUAGCAUCUAUG
Molecule: messenger RNA, 2982 nt
Organism: Anopheles aquasalis
Lineage: Eukaryota; Metazoa; Arthropoda; Insecta; Diptera; Culicidae
Gene: js
Product: jiangshi
Cellular component (GO): extracellular region
Molecular function (GO): chitin binding
Source: RefSeq, a predicted model, not a curated record